AUGAGCUGCAAUGAAUGCAAAUUACGGCCCGCUGUAACUAUCCGCCCAUCCAACAAAAUGAAGUUGUGCAAAGAGUGCUUUACAUCUGCUAUUGAGGAAGAGGUGCAUUCCACCAUUCAAAAAACACAGAUGUUCAGCACGGUGAAGACUUUGGUAAUUGGAGUCAGCGGAGGAAAAGACUCCACUGUUCUGGCGCAUAUCAUUAAUUUGCUAAAUUCAAAAUACAGAUAUGGAUUAAAUUUGAAGCUACUGUGCAUCGACGAGGGAAUAUCAGGAUACAGAGAUAAGUCCAUAGAGGUAGUCCAUAGAAACGAAAAAGACCUAUCUAUCCCGCUGAAAAUACUUAGCUACGAAGAGCUCUACGGACAGACAAUGGACACAGUGGUGUCCAAAGUAGGAAGAAAGAGCAACUGCACGUACUGCGGUGUGUUCAGGAGAGGCGCACUGGAAGACGGCGCAAAGUUCCUCAAAGGAGAGAUGAUAGCAACAGGCCACAAUGCAGAUGACAUCGCUGAAACAGUUCUUCUGAACUAUUUCCGAGGAGACAUGAAUCGCCUCGUUAAAUGCACGCAUCCAAUAACGGCAACAAGCAAUCCCGAUGUAAUUCCCAGGUGCAAGCCACUCGCAGGGGUGUACGAGAAGGAGAUAGUGAUGUAUGCAUUCUACAACAAGCUGCCAUACUUCUCCACCGAGUGCAAGUACUCCCCAGGCGCAUUCAGAGGCUUUGCAAGAUCUUACAUCAAGGCGCUUGAAAAGAUAAAUUCCCAGGUGAUUUUGAAAAUAAUCAAAUCAGGAAACCACAUCCAAAAGCCAGCAUAUUUUAUGAAGAGCAAGCCUUGCAUUGCAUGCGGAAAGAACUGCUCCAGCACCGAAGGCACUUGUAAAUCUUGCCUCCUCCUUAAGUCCUUAUAA
Messenger RNA from Nematocida minor, 912 nucleotides. Its product is annotated as cytoplasmic tRNA 2-thiolation protein 1. The transcript has a single exon. Lineage: Eukaryota; Fungi; Microsporidia. Gene Ontology annotation, cellular component: cytosolic tRNA wobble base thiouridylase complex; mitochondrion. Gene Ontology annotation, biological process: tRNA wobble position uridine thiolation. Gene Ontology annotation, molecular function: tRNA binding. The record is from RefSeq and is a predicted model, not a curated record. Bases 1 to 912 code for a protein of 303 amino acids.